AUGGCCUGGGACAGUGCCACCAGCAUGGCAGUCAGGACCAGAUCUGGCCUAAGUCCUGGCCCUGGUAUCUUCUCCCUGCCUAGGAUCCUUUGCCUCAUCCUGGGGGCCCUUCUCUUUCUGGUCUUCGUCAUCCUGGAGUUUCAGCUGCACAGAUGGAGAGUUGAGCACAGAGCUCAGAGGACUGAUACCUUUAGCGACAGUUAUGAUGAUGCAGAAGAGGUACCAGUGCCCAAGGCUUCUUCUGCUUCUCAGAUGGGUGAGCAGGACAUGCCUGCAGAGGAGAAUGGGGUGAGAGCUUCUCAGGCAGGUUCCUCUCAAUACUUCCCUAGAGGGGCAGCUCAUCCUGGGAAAGAAGAUAGUCCCUGGCUGCUCCAGGGGGAGAAAGGAGACUUUGAUUAUGAUGAUGUGGAACUAAGUGCCUCUGGAACAUCUGCAGUGGCUUUUAAAGCUGUUGCAUUAAAAAUGAGAUGA
This is a messenger RNA of Pteronotus mesoamericanus, 471 nucleotides long. RefSeq names its product antigen WC1.1-like. NCBI's taxonomy places the organism in Eukaryota, Metazoa, Chordata, Mammalia, Chiroptera, Mormoopidae. The coding region runs from base 1 to 471 and encodes 156 amino acids. The record is from RefSeq and is a predicted model, not a curated record. The transcript has 4 exons.